This is a messenger RNA of Penicillium malachiteum, 2769 nucleotides long. RefSeq names its product histidine biosynthesis bifunctional protein hisB. Bases 1 to 2769 code for a protein of 922 amino acids. The record is from RefSeq and is a predicted model, not a curated record. Gene Ontology annotation, biological process: L-histidine biosynthetic process. NCBI's taxonomy places the organism in Eukaryota, Fungi, Ascomycota, Eurotiomycetes, Eurotiales, Aspergillaceae. Gene Ontology annotation, molecular function: hydrolase activity; zinc ion binding; imidazoleglycerol-phosphate synthase activity. The transcript has 10 exons.
AUGCUCAUCGGUUUAUGCGGAGGCAUCUGUGCGGGUAAGCAUACGAUAGCCGAGUAUCUGAUUCAACACCAAGGAUUCCAGCUCUUAGAGCUGGCGGAAAAGCCUCCCCACCAUUUCGCCGAAGACUCAGAUGAUGACCCACGACUCCACGCAUCAGAAAUUAAGAAGAAUGGGGAUUCCAAGUCGGAAUUCGUCUUUCAAACCGCCGAUGCUCUGUUGGAUUUCGUGACCAAGAGGUGGCAGGAACAUUGGGUGACCACAGAUAUCGCGGAUGGCACAACUUUAGACCGAUUUCUUUUGCGACCCUUUUUCCUUCUCGUCAGUGUAGAUGCUCCAGUCAGUCUUCGUUGGAAACGGUUUUCCGAUCGAUGCUGGAGAAGACAACUUGAUCCUCCAGACCUUGAGAAAUUUGUUCUGUGGAAUGAUCGUCAUCUCUAUCAGAAGGAUAUUGGGCGUGUCUAUCUCACAGAUAAAGCCCAAGUGCGCCUCUUCAACUCAUCGUCAUCUGUAGAUGAACUUCAUAAUUCUCUUAAGGCUCUUGAUCUUGCGGAUGAGCAACGGCUGCGACCAAACUGGGACCAAUACUUCAUGCAGCUUGCAUCGCUUGCGGCGCAAAGAAGUAAUUGCAUGAAACGACGAGUUGGUUGUGUUCUAGUUAGAGAACGUCGAGUUAUUAGUACUGGUUAUAACGGAACACCCCGACAUCUCGCAAAUUGCAACGAAGGUGGAUGUCCUCGCUGCAACCGCGGAGAUGGUGGUGGAGUUGGACUGUCCACCUGUCUAUGUCUCCACGCCGAAGAAAACGCCCUCCUGGAAGCCGGCCGAGAGCGUAUUAGAGAAGGGGCAAUUCUCUACUGUGAUACGUGUCCAUGCUUGACCUGCACCGUCAAAAUUGCCCAAGUCGGUAUUUCGGAAGUUGUGUACUCGCAAGGAUACAACAUGGACAAAGAUAGCGCUGCUAUUCUUGAGUCUGCAGGUGUACGCUUACGUCAAUUCAGCCCGGUAAGAGUCCCUACUUACAUCAUAUUUUUAUUGCUAACAUUUGUACAUUUGGAAACCGAGCAGCCCUCUAAUGGACUCAUCUAUUUACAAGAGUCUGACGAAUCGAAAUUCUUCGCCAUGCCCACCGUUCACCUUUUAGAUUACGUUGCGGGCAACAUCCGCUCACUGGUUAACGCGAUUAACCAAGUUGGUUAUGAGGUGGAAUGGGUCAAGUCCCCCGAGGAUGUCAAGAAUGCGGAUAAAUUGAUUCUCCCCGGUGUCGGUCACUUCGGUCACUGUCUCUCACAACUUGAAAAGGGCGGCUUUUUGGGUCCAAUCCGGGAACAUAUUAGCGCGGGCAAGCCGUUCAUGGGUAUCUGCGUUGGUCUACAGGCACUUUUCCAGGGAUCUGAAGAAGACCCCAAUGUUCCAGGGCUGGGUGUGAUUCCUGUUUACAUUCAAAAAUUUGAUGAUUCGACGAAGAGUGUCCCACACAUUGGAUGGAACUCUGCAUUGAAUACCGGAGAUGCGAAAGAGCAGAGCUUUUAUGGCCUGAGGCCGUCAAGCAAGUACUAUUAUGUGCACUCUUACGCAGCUCUUUACGAGCCCGGUGUUCUCGAGAAGGACGGUUGGUCCGUUGCCACGGCUACCUAUGGUGAACAAGAAUUCAUUGGCGCGAUUAGCCGUGGAAACAUCUUUGGUGCUCAAUUCCACCCCGAAAAGAGUGGCGUCGCGGGAUUACGAGCAAUUCGCGCCUUCUUGACUGGGGAUCAGUUCCAGACUCUCCCUCAGGAAUUGCUUGCUGCUAAGAAGGACGGUUUGACUCGACGAGUUAUUGCUUGUCUGGAUGUGCGAACAAACGAUUCCGGUGAUCUUGUUGUCACAAAAGGAGACCAAUAUGAUGUACGUGAAAAGAGUGGAGUGGAUGCAGGUGGCCAGGUCCGAAAUUUGGGUAAGCCUGUCGAUAUGGCCAAGAAGUACUAUGAACAAGGCUCAGAUGAGGUCACAUUCUUGAACAUUACUUCCUUCCGAAACUGCCCACUCGCGGACACACCCAUGCUCGAAAUCUUGCGGCGGACAUCAGAAACAGUUUUUGUUCCAUUGACUAUUGGUGGUGGAAUCAAAGAUGCCGUGGACACCGACGGCACUCACGUCCCUGCGCUAGACGUGGCCACAAUGUAUUUCAAGUCCGGCGCUGACAAGGUCAGCAUUGGUUCUGACGCUGUCUUCGCUGCUGAGGACUAUUACCAAGCUGGCAAGAAGUUGAGUGGCACCACUGCCAUUGAAACUAUCUCUCAAGCCUAUGGAAAGCAGGCCGUUGUGGUCAGCGUGGAUCCCAAGCGUGUCUAUAUAGACCGCCCUGAGGACACUCACCACCACACAUUGAAAACCGCAUACCCUAAUGCUGCUGGCCAAUCCUACUGCUGGUACCAAUGCACUGUCAAGGGUGGCCGAGAAACUCGUGACAUCGAUGUCCGACAAUUGGUGCAGGCUGUUGAGGCCAUGGGCGCUGGAGAGAUUCUGCUGAACUGCAUCGAUAAGGAUGGCAGCAACAGUGGAUUUGACCUGGAGCUUAUCAAUGAUGUGAAGGCCUCUAUCAAGAUUCCAGUGAUUGCUUCCAGUGGAGCUGGAAACCCUGGUCAUUUCGCAGAGGUCUUCAACAAGACCUCUACGGAUGCUGCCCUGGGAGCUGGCAUGUUCCACCGUGGAGAAUACACCGUGAGCGAGGUCAAGGACUACUUGCAAAAUGACGGAUUCCUGGUCCGACAAUUUGAGGCUGAGAUCUAG